AUGGGGUUCGGAGAUAUCCUGGAGGAUGUCGGAAGUAUGGGCAAGUUCCAAAUCAUCCACGUUUUGUUGCUGGUGUUGCCAUCGUUUCUCUCACCGAGUCACAACCUGCUUCAGAACUUUGUGGCUGUUGUUCCUGACCAUCACUGCAGGAUCCCUUUGGAAGUGAAUGACUCGAGGUACGCCAACGUCGUGGGGAGGCUGCAGACGGAGGAACUUCUCCGGGUUUUCAUCCCUCUGGACAGGAACCAAGAGCCGGAGAAAUGCCUGAUGUACUCCUCGCCUCAAUGGCACCUUCUGGAUCUCAACGGGACGCACGGAAACGUGACUGAGUACCACACGCAGAAGUGCACUGACGGGUGGACCUAUGACAACUCUAAGUUCAAAGGCACAAUUGUCACAGAGUGGGACCUUGUCUGCGACUGGAAAUCCCUGAAGCGUAUCGCACAAUCGAUCUACAUGGCCGGAUUGCUGGUGGGAGCCAUCGUCCUGGGCAGGCUUUCUGACAAGUUCGGGAGACGGACCCUUCUGCUGUGGUCUCACUUCCAGUUAGCUGUCUCCGGAACCUGUUCUGCGUUCGCCUCCUCCUACCCCUUAUUUUGCUUUUGGAGGUUCCUCUGUGGAGUGGCACAGUCAGGGAUCAUACUCAACGUUUUCUCCCUCAAGGUCGAAUGGAUCCCAACAAGAUUUCGAACGCCUGUUUCAAUGCUGAGCGGUUUUCUUUACACCUUUGGUCAACUACACCUGGCUGGUUUGGCGUAUGGAAUCCAAGACUGGCGGUGGCUUCAGUUCACAGUGUCUCUACCUUAUUUCAUUUUCUUCCUCUAUUCUUGGUGGUUCCCGGAGUCUGCUCGCUGGCUCAUUCUGAAUGACAAGGCUGAAGUCGCCCUGAAACAGCUCAGGAGGGUGGCAAAAAUGAAUGGCAAGGAGGAGGAGGGGGAAAAACUCACUAUUGAAACUCUGAAGUCAAAUAUGGAAAGUGAACAGUUGGUCAAUAACAACAGGCGAAGUGUGUUAGACCUGUUCCGGACUCCUGUCAUGCGCAAGAUAGCCUGCUGUACCAUGCUUGUUUGGUUUUCGACCAGUUUUGCCUAUUACGGGUUGGCGAUAGACCUACAAGGGUUUGGCGUUGACAUUUACCUCAUCCAGCUGAUUUUCGGAGCCGUUGACAUCCCAGCGAAACUGCUCGCCUUUCUCUUCAUGAGCCUGAUCGGAAGAAGGUACACACAAGCCGCUUCACUUAUCCUGGCAGGGAGCCUGAACCUGGUGAACAUCUUUGUCCCGAAAGAGAUGCAGUCCUUGCGAACGUUAUUCGCUGCCCUUGGGAAAGGGUGUCUGUCCGCAGCCUUCAGCUGUUGCUAUCUCUUUUCAGGCGAACUCUACCCUACAGUGGUCAGGCAGACGGGAAUGGGGCUUGUGAGCACAAUGGCCCGCGUGGGCUCCAUGUUAGCGCCCAUCGUAAGGAUGAGUGGCGACUACGUCCCGUUUCUGCCCAUGACCAUAUACGGCGGGAUGGCAAUAAUAGCGGGAAUUACUGCCUUUCUCCUGCCUGAAACACGGAACACCCCUUUACCGGAAACUAUCGAAGAAACGGAAAACAGAACAAUAAAAGCUGCUGAAAAGGCCAAGGACUCCAAGAGGGCUGAUGUUGCACUCCAGGAAACAUACCUAUCAUUGAUGAAACAGACUGUGUAACCGAACACAACAACAACCAGCUUUCUUCAGUGUCCACGUGACAGAUGUAGUGUAGCCGAAGAAAACAGAAAGUGUAAUUAAUACUCAGCAGAGAGAAAGAGAGACAGUUAAGGCUUGAAUUUGGAACAUUAACUCUGUUUCCUUCUGCACAGUUGCUGAGUUUCUCCAGCACUUUCUGUUUCUCCUGCAGAUCCUCAGCACCCUGUGUAUGUUGCUUUUAUUAUACUGUGUGGCAUGUGUCUCUUAAAGAGUCAUCGAGUCAUACAGCACAGAAACAGACCCUUUAUUCCAACCAGUCCGUGCCGACCAUAAUCCCCAAACUAAACUAGACCCACCUGCCUGCUCCUGGCCCAUCUCCCUCCAAACCCUUUCCUGUUCAUGUCCUUAUCCAAAUGUCUUUUAAAUGUUGUAACUGUGUCCACACUUCCUCAGGAAGCUCAUUCCACACACGAACCACCCUCUACGUACAAACUUUGCCCCUCAAAUCUCUCUCCCUCACCUUAAACAUGUGCCCCCUCAUCUUGAAAUCCCCACCCUAUGGAAAAGACAAUUACCAUUAACCCUCAUGAUUUUAUAAACCUCUAAGGUCGCCCCUCAACAUUCUACUCUCCAGGGAAAUAAGUCCCAGCCUUUCUUUAGAAUCCAAAUCUUCCAUACCUGGCAACAUCCGAGUAAAUCCCUUUUGAACCAUCGCCAGCUUAAGAAGCUCCUUCCUAUAACAGGGCGACCAGAACUGGAUACAGAAGAGGCCUCACCAAUGUCCUGUACAACCUCCACAUGACGUCCCAGCUCAAAGGAUUAAGCCAUGAAGGCAAGUGUGCCAAACGCCUUUUUAAACACCCUGCGACGCAAACUUCAAAGAACUAUGGACCUGAACCCGCCCUCGGUCCUGCUGUCCUACACCACUACCCAGGGCAAAAGUGAGGUAUGCAGAUGCUGGGGAUCAGAGUGUGCUGCCGGUCAGGAGCAGGAGAA
Messenger RNA from Hemiscyllium ocellatum (epaulette shark), 2667 nucleotides. RefSeq names its product solute carrier family 22 member 6-A-like. The coding region runs from base 1 to 1692 and encodes 563 amino acids. The record is from RefSeq and is a predicted model, not a curated record. Lineage: Eukaryota; Metazoa; Chordata; Chondrichthyes; Orectolobiformes; Hemiscylliidae. The transcript has 10 exons. Gene Ontology annotation, biological process: transmembrane transport. Gene Ontology annotation, molecular function: transmembrane transporter activity. Gene Ontology annotation, cellular component: membrane.